AUGUUACAUACAUCUGUUGGAUCCAAUGAGUUCGAUGAUAAUGAGCUAUUACCGAUUACAGAAAUUAGGGUCUCGUGGUUGGAUGGGUCCUCGGAAGGAGUUUCCGAUGUUAAUGUUGAUGUACACUCUCAGUCCGACAAUCUGAAGGCUACUGUAGGACCGGGAAGCGUUUUGCAGCAGGAACAUCUUAUACAGAUGAUGUCCGCCAAACCAGCACCUCAGUCACCAUCUGUAGUUAACUAUCCUGCUCCCGAAGUUAACCCUUAUGAAGGGUUCUCGGAAGAGGUUUUCACUGUGGUUGAUGCAUACCCUCAGAAAUAUGCAUACCCUAAACAAUAUUUUGAACAAUACGGAACCAGCAAUCAGCAAGCUGUAGCUGUAGCACCGGGAAGCGUUUUGCUGCAGCAACAACUUAGACAGAUGGCGUCCGCCAUACCAGCACCUCAGUCACCAUCUGUAGUUUUCUAUCCUACUACUGAAGUUAACCCUUAUGAAGGUCGACCUUUCUUAACUUGGCUUAACAGAAUCUUUAAAUGGAAAUUAUGUUUCCUUAGUUUCUUCACGAGAUGUUACUAG
Molecule: messenger RNA, 576 nt
Organism: Danaus chrysippus (African queen)
Lineage: Eukaryota; Metazoa; Arthropoda; Insecta; Lepidoptera; Nymphalidae
Source: the annotation of a GenBank genome assembly